Molecule: messenger RNA, 366 nt
Organism: Talaromyces rugulosus
Lineage: Eukaryota; Fungi; Ascomycota; Eurotiomycetes; Eurotiales; Trichocomaceae
Exons: 2
Coding region: 1-366 (121 amino acids)
Cellular component (GO): membrane; intracellular membrane-bounded organelle
Molecular function (GO): heme binding
Source: RefSeq, a predicted model, not a curated record
AUGGAAUACGCAACAUCCCCAAAAGACAAGUCUCUAGAGUCCCCUCCAUUGCAAGAACCCCCGACCAAGAUAUAUGCGCUCAGUGAAAUCGCCCAGCACAACCGAUUAGAUGAUAUCUGGGUCAUAAUCGAUGGCAAUGUGUACGAUCUUACAAAUUUUGUGAGCGAGCAUCCAGGCGGGGGAAAAAUCCUCCAAGGCGUUGCCGGUAAAGAUGCCACGAAGAAAUUUAAUAAAUACCAUCGGCCGGCGUUGAUUUCCAGGUAUGAGGCGAGGUUGAAGAUCGGUCAAGUGCAGCUAGAGCAGUCGGUUGAAAAGAAAAGUAAAUUUCGGAUUCGACUGAAUUUCGCAAGUCACGGUGGUAGAUGA